GUCCGCCCCUUUAAGGGGGCGGAGCCACUGCUGUGGCGGCGGCUUCGAACGCGGCCUGGGGCAUUAGCCCCUAGGCUCCUGGAGCCCCACUCUCUGCCUCGGUUGCGGGCGUAAAGACGCUUCCCCCAGACCCUGUUUCCGGAGCACCGUCGACCACAGUCGCACCCUUACACCUGGGUCAAGUUGGAGGCGACCUUCCUCGAGUCUGAAUCAACCGGGCCUGUCCUACGACCCGAGUCCACCGCCGUCGUCAUGGCUUGCAGUUUACGGAAGCUAUUUGCUGUAGAAGAGGAGUUUGAAGACGAGGAUUUCUUGUCUGCUGUGGAGGAUGCAGAGAACCACUUUACUGGGGUACUGCCUGGAAACGCUGGGCGUCUGAGACCUGUCUCUUCCAGGCCACAGGAGACUGUACAGGAACAGUCCUCAAAGCCACUUCCAUUACACCGCACUGCUCCUUCAGCCCUGGGACUCCGCCUCCCUACCCCCAUCAUACCCCAGACCAUUAGGGACCUACCUUCUGCAGGAGCAGCAUCUCUAAGGCCUGUCUCAUUUUCCAGUAGUUGGACAGGCAGUUGGCAAAGAAAGACACUGACAGAAGUGUGCCAAGAACCAGCAGGACCCCAGUCCUCAGUACCAUACUCUGGACUCAUCUUUGAGAGCCAUCAGCAGGGCACUGGUGGCAUUGAGGUGCCUGAACAAGAUGAAUUUGACAAAGCCCUGGCAGGCAUGGAGCUGGAGGGAACUGGCAUGGAGCUAGGACUUGGAGUUGACAGCAGGACCACCCAAAUCCUACCUGCUCAGCAGCAGGAAGACCCAGUAUCUGUGAAAAAGGCCCGUGUAGCUGAUCUGAGUGGAUCUUUCCAGAAGGGGCCUAUGCUUAUCACCCACACAGUAGGCAUCACACAGGAUGAGCCUCUAGAACCAGCUACCCACUGUAGAACUCUACGGCCCCGCUUGAGACCUGGAUCCUCAGGCCUUCUUGUCCCAGCCACCUCAGCAUUUCCCACUCAGCAAUUUCACUGGGAAGUCAGCCCCAGAAAUGGCCCUGUUCGUAAACCCCAGCCUCGCCAAACUACUGGGGGCAGCCCUCGGAAUCGUUUGCCUGGUCAGCCACUUCAGUCUCCCAGUGCUUGGCUAAGUGGAAAACCUUGUUUUCCUGGACCUGGAACUCCCAGUUGCAACUCUGUAGUAUUUCCUCAGGGGUCCUUGCAAUCCCAAGCCCCAGUAUCUUCUGUUGACUCUCCUGUCAGCACCCCCAAAGGUCCCCAUUCCACCCUGGUUCCCCAGGGAGCUCUGCAGACACCUAUAGUCACCAACCACCUGCUACAACUGGUUACUGCUGCCAGUAGGACACCCCAACAGCCCAUUCGUCCCUCCAUCCGAGCCAAAACCCGUCGCUUCCCAGGCCCAGCAGGACUCUUGCCCCACCAGCAUAGUGGGAAGAAUCUAGAGGAGAUCAUGGUUUCCACACCACAGACUCCGACUCAUGGUGCUCUGGCUAAAUUCCAGACUGAGGUCAUUGCUAGUUCCCAGGGAUCUGUGGAGGAGGAUUUUGGACGAGGGCCCUGGCUCACCAUGAAAUCUGCUCUGGGCCUGGAUGAGAGAGACCCCACCUGCUUCCUCUAUACCUACAGCAUUGUCAUGGUGCUGCGGAAGGCAGCCCUGAAGCAGCUCCCCAGGAACAAAGUCCCCAACAUGGCAGUGAUGAUCAAGUCCCUGACACGGAGCACAAUGGAUGCCAGCGUGGUUUUUAAGGACCCCACGGGAGAGAUGCUUGGUACAGUGCACAGGAUGCUGUUGGAGACAUGCCAGAAUGAGCUGAAGCCUGGCUCAGUGCUGCUGCUAAAACAGAUUGGAGUGUUUUCUCCUUCACUCAGAAACCACUAUCUCAAUGUGACACCCAAAAACCUGGUCCAUAUUUACAGCCCAGAUUCUGGGGACGGGAACUUCCUCAAGUCAUCUCAGCCCUUGCCCAAGGAUCCAGGAAGCUUCUUUGGCAGUCACCAGUCUGAUGUGGACACAGAGCCUACACAGGGCCUCAGGACAGAACAGAACCCAGAGGACGGGGUAUCCCUUGAGGAAGAACUUCCAGAGGGAGAUGACCUGGAUGGGCUCCUGAGUGAGCUCCCUGAGGACUUCUUCUGUGAACCCAGCAGUUGGGGCUGUCUCAAGACAGGGCAUCCACCAUAAACUGGCAGCCUCUACUAGACAAGGUUCUAGAUGCAUAUGGUUGAUCCCAUCCGAGGAAGAGAAGGCCAGCAUGACUGGGGAUUACACAGACUCGGCCUCUGAUGCCUUCUACAUGGCUGAUUCCUGAGCUCCCCAUCUCAGAUUGGAUUGUGUGUUUUUAUGGCUUGAGAACUUCGUUUGGCAUGGGCAUCCCAGAAAUCCUGUCUAGCUCUACUGUUCUUGGAGCCCUCCACUGCAUCAUUCCUACUCCAGCCAAUGUGACACUCCCACCUCAGCUUAACUUUAGAGAUGUUGGGUCUGGUUUCCUUGUCCCUUUAUUCCUUAGUCCCCAGACAGCAGAGGCGCCCAGAGGAGCCACAACACAGCAAAGACAGCCUGAAGCCUGUAGCUGACCCUGAGGCCUGUAGCUGAAUGCAGGCUAUUGCACCUGGUUCUAAAAUAAAGCAGCUCCGCUUUAUCUCCUGCCCCCUCCUUCCCACCUCUGUUCUAUGCUUGCUGAUAGGGCAGCCAGGACUCUGGCAGAGCAAGGAGCUCUGACUCUUUUUGUCUUUCGCUCUCUUUCUCAUUCUUUCAUGCAUGUAUAUGUGAGCGUAUAUGGAUGUGUGAGGAUGCAUGUGCAUUUUUAAGUGUGUAUGUGUAGAGGGCAGAGGACAACAACAAAAAACAAAAACAGGGCUAGGCUCAGUGGGUAAAGUUCAGGCCUGAAUUUGGAUCUCCACCAUCCAUGUAAAAGCUGAAUGUGGUGGUAGGCAUCUAUAACCCUGACAUUGGGGUAGAGAUAGGUAGAACUGGGGGUUCAGUGAGACCCAGUCUCAAAAAAUAAAGUGGAAAAGCAUUUGAGGACGACAUCCUGAUGUCAACCUCUGGUUGCACAUGUACCCACACAGACAUACCCCCUACUCACACCCCCCAACAACACAGAGUUCCCUGAUGUGCCACACCCAAUUUCUUCUGCUAUCAGCAUCUUGCAUUGCUAAUUAAUUUGAUCCAUUUACCACUUUUUCUUAAGAAACGAUCAUACCACCGUGUAUCCAGGCUGGCCUGGACUUUGCUCAUACCCAGUCUGAUCUUGAACUCAUGGUCUUCCUGCCUCUGACUCCCAGUGCUGGUAUUAUAGGCCUAUGCCAUGAAUGAAGCCUGGCCCCAUUUGUCUCAAUGAACUGAUAUUACUGUGUUUUCAUUAGGUAUACUCCAGACUUUUCUCAGGUUUGUUCAGUUUGCCUCUGGGCCUCUCCCCCAGGAUCCCACAUUGUAUUUCACCCUCAUGUUUCUUUAGGCUCCUCUUGCAGCCUCUCAGACUUCCCUUGGUUUUGAUGGCCUCAAUUCU
Nannospalax galili (Upper Galilee mountains blind mole rat) is the source of this 3517-nucleotide messenger RNA. RefSeq names its product chromosome unknown C17orf53 homolog (gene Hrob). The coding region runs from base 253 to 2190 and encodes 645 amino acids. The transcript is spliced from 10 exons. NCBI's taxonomy places the organism in Eukaryota, Metazoa, Chordata, Mammalia, Rodentia, Spalacidae. Gene Ontology annotation, biological process: recombinational repair. The record is from RefSeq and is a predicted model, not a curated record.